Messenger RNA from Trichomycterus rosablanca, 2027 nucleotides. It is a transcript of the gene ergic3, whose product is annotated as ERGIC and golgi 3. Gene Ontology annotation, biological process: retrograde vesicle-mediated transport, Golgi to endoplasmic reticulum; endoplasmic reticulum to Golgi vesicle-mediated transport. The transcript is spliced from 14 exons. Bases 1 to 1167 code for a protein of 388 amino acids. NCBI's taxonomy places the organism in Eukaryota, Metazoa, Chordata, Actinopteri, Siluriformes, Trichomycteridae. Gene Ontology annotation, cellular component: Golgi membrane; endoplasmic reticulum membrane; endoplasmic reticulum. The record is from RefSeq and is a predicted model, not a curated record.
AUGGAUGCGUUUAAUAAACUCAAACAUUUUGAUGCAUAUCCGAAAACACUGGAGGAUUUUAGAAUCAAGACGUGUGGUGGAGCUACGGUUACUAUCAUAAGUGGGAUUAUCAUGCUUAUCCUGUUCGUUUCAGAGUUACAGUAUUACCUUACAAAGGAGGUCCAUCCUGAACUGUUUGUGGACACUUCAAGAGGAGACAAGCUAAAGAUUAACAUUGAUGUUACAUUCCCUCAUAUGCCAUGUGCCUAUCUUAGCAUUGAUGCAAUGGAUGUAGCAGGAGAGCAACAGCUAGAUGUGGAGCACAACCUGUUUAAACAGAGACUGGACAAAGAAGGCAGACCAGUCAGCACUGAAGCAGAAAAACAUGAUUUAGGAAUUGAUGAUGGUCAGAUUUUUGACACUAGUCAGCUGGAUCCUAAUCGCUGUGAGAGCUGCUAUGGAGCAGAGACUGAAGAAUUAAAAUGCUGUAACACAUGUGAUGAUGUGCGAGAGGCAUACCGACGCCGUGGCUGGGCCUUUAAGACACCUGACACUAUUGAGCAGUGCAAGAGAGAGGGCUUUAGUCAAAAGAUGCAGGAACAGAAAAAUGAAGGCUGCCAAGUCUAUGGUUUUCUUGAGGUCAACAAGGUGGCAGGUAAUUUUCACUUUGCCCCUGGAAAAAGCUUUCAGCAGUCCCAUGUGCAUGUCCAUGCUGUGGAAAUUCAUGAUUUGCAGAGCUAUGGUCUGGACAAUAUCAACAUGACCCAUUUUAUUAAACAUCUUUCCUUUGGAAAAGACUAUCCUGGAAUCAUAAACCCUCUAGAUGGCACCAGCACUGCAGCGCCUCAAGCAUCAAUGAUGUACCAGUACUUCGUGAAAAUUGUUCCAACUAUUUACGUUAGAGGAGAUGGGGAGGUGGUUAAAACAAACCAAUUCUCAGUAACCAGACAUGAAAAAAUAGCCAAUGGGCUUAUUGGAGAUCAGGGGCUGCCUGGUGUGUUUGUGCUGUACGAGCUGUCACCUAUGAUGGUUAAAUUCACCGAGAAACAGCGGUCAUUUACUCAUUUUCUAACAGGGGUGUGUGCCAUCAUAGGUGGUGUUUUCACAGUUGCUGGACUCAUUGAUUCUCUAAUAUACCACUCAGCAAAAGUCAUACAGAAGAAGAUUGAGUUAGGAAAAGCUUCCUAACGACAUCUCUGUAAUCGCACAGACACUUUUGUUUAUUACAGUCUUGAAGACACCUCUGUUUGUUGUGAGGAAAGACACCCAGCUGUUUGUGGCCACAGAUCAGCUUUGAUUUUUGACCUCUCUAUCAGAUACUUACAGCUAGCCUGGGCUUUGACAGUUUUGAAACCAGCAAACGGAUUUUCCUAAGGAUUUGGACUUAUGUAUCUUUUACUUUAGAUGGUAAGACUCCCUUUCAUAUAAAAAAAAACAAAAAAAACCUGUUUUGAAUUUUGACAGGCAAAAGUCCUUAAUUACCCUUGCCCAGUCUGACCACUUUUCUUCUUACUAAAACAUUUGUUUAUUCAGUCAUUAAUUCAUUCAUUUAUUUAUUCAUGUCUGUUUUACCACCACUUUAUCCUGGUCAGGGUUGCAGUUCUUUGAUUUAUUGAGUGAAAGGCAGGAAAAACCACUGACAGGUUGCCAGUCUAUUACAGGGCAUCUAUUAAAACAUUGUAGCCUCUGUUAGCCAGAUUUGGUGUGUUGAGAACAGAAAUAUAACAGUAAUGUGAACUGAUCUAAACUGACAUCUGUUUUGAACAAUGUUUUUGUCUUUUUUUAAGUCAAUCUCUGUUCCUAAGUUUAAUCUAGAGCUCCUGAUAGGUGCUCAAAUUUUCUGUUCCUCUUGGAAUUCAGCAAUUUUGUGAUGGUGAUUGAAUUUAGAACUCUAAAAUCAAUUUCAGUUUCAAAACCAUGAUCAAUUGCUUUACAACCAAAUCAGUUUAUUAAUUAGUUAAAUUAGUAAUUACAUAAAAGUAGCUUUUAAAAAUAAAUGGUGAAAUAUUCAUUGUAAUUCAGUAUUGUUGUGACUAUGCCCCUCAUGA